CGAUGUCUCAGCACUUUGGAUCUUACGUCCUUGGGCGUGGGAUCCUGUGUCGGCACUGGCAUGUACCUGGUCGCCGGAAUGGUGGCAAAGAAAUUUGCUGGCCCCGGCGUAGUUAUCAGCUUCAUCAUAGCAGCCCUGGCAUCUAUCUUUAGCGGUGCAUGUUACGCAGAAUUCGGUGUGCGCGUCCCCAACACCACCGGGAGCGCGUACAUGUAUUCGUACGUAACUGUAGGCGAAUUCUUGGCUUUUAUUAUUGGUUGGAACAUGGUGCUCGAGUAUCUCAUCGGAACUAGUGCCUGCGCAAGGGCUCUGAGUGCUUGCAUUGACUCACUCUUCGACGGCGCGAUCUCUGUCAAAAUGACUGAAAACAUCGGCACGAUAUUUGGCAAACCUCCUGACGUGCUGGCAUUUGGAAUUACGUUGAUGAUGAUGCUGAUCCUGAUCGCCGGAGUUCGGAAAUCUCUUUUCUUCAACAAUCUGUUAAACGCUAUUAACCUCAGCAUUUGGGUAUUCAUAAUGACAGCUGGAUUAUUUUACGUGGAUGUGUCGAACUGGACAGAGCAUAACGGAUUCUUACCCUACGGAUGGAGUGGAGUUUUCACCGGAGCUGCAACGUGUUUCUAUGCCUUCAUUGGCUUCGACAUCAUCGCGACCACCGGCGAAGAGGCCAACAACCCCAAGCGAUCCAUCCCUCUGGCUAUCGUCUACAGUCUUGGCAUCAUCCUUCUGGCAUACGUCUCCACCUCCAUGAUCCUGACUCUGAUUGUUCCUUAUGAUCAAGUGGAUACUGAUUCAGCUUUGGUACAAAUGUUUGCUCAAGUGAACGCCCCAACGUGCAAGUACAUUGUCGCUAUUGGCGCUUUGGCUGGUCUCACCGUCUCCAUGUUCGGCUCUAUGUUCCCGAUGCCCCGAAUUGUCUACGCUAUGGCUAGCGAUGGAUUGAUUUUCCGGCGACUUGCUGAGGUUUCCUUCAAAACUGGCAGCCCCUCUUUUGCAACUAUUUGCGGUGGUAUUGGUGCGGCAUUCGUGUCCUUGAUCGUGCAACUUGAAGUGCUGGUGGAAAUGAUGAGCAUUGGAACACUUCUGGCUUACACCCUGGUGUCAACCUGCGUACUGGUCCUCCGUUAUCAACCCCGAACGACGAACCUGAUUGAACUUCUGCCUUCACACAUCCGAACUCCUGUCGACCCUGAAGGCACCGCCAGCGGCACCCGCGAAACGACGUUCACUGCCUCGGCCCACAUCAUGCCAAGCCAACGCGUCAUGGUCCGUCGAGUCACCAGAAGUUCACCAGACUCUGAUGACACCCUGCCCGGCGAUGAGAGUGAAGAAUACCGUGAUGAUGCCUUCUUGGUCAGCUCCAACCCUGAAAAUAACUACUACGUUGGCGCCGGAUCUUCAGGAAAUUCCAGCUUUUGCAGCCGAUUCUUCACCGCAUUGGGCCGUCAAUUGCACUCCAUGAGCUACUUGUGCCCUGGUCUCUUCCCCUGGGUUGAUUGUGGACCAGCUACCGAUAUGAGUGGAUUGUUCGUCAUCAAGGCAGUAGGAGUCAUGUAUCUGCUGAUUAUUGUAUUCGACUUAUUUGCUGCUUUUGGAAGCCCUGGAACCUCCACCUUCACCAACGUGUCGAUGUUACUGCUUAUUUUUGGAAUCUUUGCUAUCCUGCUGAUGAUCUCCCGACGCCCACAGAACCGUGUUGCCCUGAUCUACACCACGCCCGGCCUGCCCUUCGUGCCCACGAUUGCCAUCAUCGUCAAUAUUUACUUGAUCCUAAAUCUCUCAUACUUGACCCUGGUACGAUUCACGUUUUGGAUGGCUAUUGGCUUGGUUGUAUACUUCAAGUACGGCAUUAUUAACUCGUCAAUGGAGAAAAAGGAUUCUGAUGAUACUGUCGCAGUCCCACCGAUCCCUAACCCUCUGGACCGCACCACGAUCCCUCCUCCCUCCCCCCACCAAUCACGACCAACCGGCGACCGAAAUAUCUUUGAAGGAGAUGGCAACGAAGGACUGUACGGAAACAUGGAGUAUAAUUCUUUGCUAACAUGGCAUGAGUCGAACUUGCCACCUGUGGCCUCCUCUAGCGGCUUUUCAACUCCAUCAUCCGGGAAUCGAAUGCAAACUACUUAUAACCCAACCACCACCUAUCGUCAAGCGGAGACACGUUAUGAUGUGGACACUAACACAACCACCACUGCACUUGGCCGACCACCAUGGGCUUACCCGGGCGCUGACAUCGCUAUCUAUGGAAACUGGGAGGACUAAAUACCACCAUCAACGACUGUCACCAAUCAUACCAUACCAGACUGAGCUCACGAUUAGGCUUUUUCCAUAUUUAACUCCCUAUUAAAUAUAUUAUUCGUUUUAUACAAAAUUGACAUAUGUAUAAUGUCUGUAUACUUGUUUUUAUUUAAAGUUUUAAAAAUCGAAGGCGGUGUCAUCUUUAGGACUAAAAUGCAUUGUUCCUCUACAUUGUGAUACUUCAAUACUCUACCAAGGCAUCUCACAUCUAUAUGCAACUCAAAAUAAGCCUUAUCACAAUGGAAGCUAAGAUUUAAAGUCGUUUAAUUUAAUCCAUUACUACGUUAACCCCAUUUUAUGUACAUAUUUACUGACUUAUAUGUACUUCUUGAGCAUAUACUGUAGCCAUAUUUAUAGUAGUGUUAUACCUAGCUUAUAUAUUUCUAUUAACCUCUUCUAAUAUACAUGUAUCAGUAUUAUAUGUAGUUUAUAUACUGUUUUAAUGAUUUUAACUAAGACCCCGACUCUUAGCAAAUACCUGGCGAUAAAAUAAGUACAAUACAACAUAGGUACCUACUUAUUAAAAACAUAUUUAGCAUGAGUUUUACCAUAAUAUUCCAUAUUAUGUGGGAGUACAGCACUAUAUUCCACGGCACGGAGUACGAGGGUCAAUUUUAUAUUAU
Messenger RNA from Spodoptera litura, 2921 nucleotides. RefSeq names its product solute carrier family 7 member 14. Lineage: Eukaryota; Metazoa; Arthropoda; Insecta; Lepidoptera; Noctuidae. The record is from RefSeq and is a predicted model, not a curated record. Gene Ontology annotation, biological process: amino acid transport; transmembrane transport. Gene Ontology annotation, cellular component: plasma membrane. Gene Ontology annotation, molecular function: amino acid transmembrane transporter activity.